GAUGUGGUCACUAUUGGACCGGGUCUAACAUCCAACCUAUAGAAAUCUUUUAAACCAAAGGAAAACCCAAGCCCAGACUCACCUCAUAAGCUCCCUCCCGCCCACGGCGAUUUCCCUCCCAAAAUGGCAGGAGACACAGGAGCUCCUCACCAGAUCUCCCUCUUCCGCUCUCAAAUCACAACCAGAAGAUUCAACGACGAAUCGUUGCGAAUUCUCGAAUCACUUCUGGUCUUCAAAGACGUGAAGUCGCAGAUCGAGACUCGAUCGGACUUGAAACAGUUCUUGAGACUCGAAUCUCUCUCUAUUUUCCACGAAAUCAAAUAUAAAACAGUUUAUCAGAAGCUUUUCAUUCUCCAAUUCUUCGUUCGCGCUUUCGCUCUCAUAGGCGACACCGAGAGUUGUUUGGCGCUGAAAUACGAGGCAUUGCUUUUUCGUGAUGUCAAGUCUAGCAGUGACCAAUCACUACAUGUUUCGUAUUUGGAAUGGCUAAAUUUUGCUCACCAUUCGCUCGAUCAGGGCUUCUAUUCUAUUGCUACACAGGCAAGUGAAAAAGCCCUAGCAUGCUUUCAAAAGAAGGAUGUCGCAGAUGCCAAAACAGGCGACUUCUUCGAAAAUGCGCGCGUUAUUGAAGAUAUAAAGAGGCUUAAGGACCGUGCCAUGAGGUCUGCAGCUUCAGGCUCUGUCCAGGCACAGGCGGCAGAGUAUUUGAAAAGGAAAGUUGUCGAGAAGAGCAGAACAUGUUCUUCAUUUCGUACAGAAACAAAGAGUGCUGCUAGCACUGUGUUUAGAAAUGGAAUCAAGAAGCGGCAUGCGCGUGAAUUGCGCAAACACCAAAGUUUGCAGCAGAACAUUGAAUUUUAACUUUGUUGCCAAUUUUAUUUGCCCUCACCGAAUUCAUUCACAUGACUGGAAAGUUGUAUGAAGUCUCCCCUUGUUAAUUAAAAUCACUUCCCCCCUCAACUGUAACGAUACUGAAGACAAAGAGAACGCUUUGCUAUUCCAUUCAAUCGAAAGAACAUCAAGGUAUGCUCUGAUUAUCUGAUCA
Populus trichocarpa (black cottonwood) is the source of this 1045-nucleotide messenger RNA. Its product is annotated as protein DOUBLE-STRAND BREAK FORMATION. Bases 124 to 861 code for a protein of 245 amino acids. The record is from RefSeq and is a predicted model, not a curated record. Lineage: Eukaryota; Viridiplantae; Streptophyta; Magnoliopsida; Malpighiales; Salicaceae. Gene Ontology annotation, biological process: meiotic DNA double-strand break formation. The transcript has 5 exons.